CCGGCCGAGGCCGCCGGCCGCCUCCGCCGGGAGGCCGAGCCCCUCUGUCGGGUCACCGACCCACACGUGACCCGGCUGCUGGGCCUCUGCACGCUGGAGCAGGCGCCCGGCCUGCUGGUCGAGUACCUGGAGAACGGCGACCUCAACGAGUUCCUGCGAAGGGCACCGCACGACCCGACCCGGGGUGACGGACCACUCGACCUGGGCUCUCUGGUCUACAUUUCGGAGCAGAUCGCGGCUGGCAUGGAACACCUCGAGUCCCUCGCAAUCGUCCACCGUGACCUGGCCGCUCGCAACUGUCUAGUGGGUCACCGGCUCAAGGUCAAGGUCGGUGACCUGGGGCCCAGCCGAGAGCAGUACGCCAGCGACUACGUGACCCUGCCGGAUGGCCGGGUCAUCCCGCUGCGGUGGAGAGCUCCCGAGGCCCUGUUCACGGAGGAGAUGAGUACCCGUUCGGACGUGUGGUCGUUCUCGGUGACGCUGUGGGAGGUGCUGACAUGGUGUCGGCUGCAGCCGCUGGCGCACAUGACGGACGCGGCCGUCACGGACCGGCUGGCCGGCUGCCGCGAGCCGGCCCCGGAGCCACACCUGCAGCAGCCCAACGCCUGUCCGGCCGACCUCUACCAGCUGAUGAUGCAGUGCUGGCGGCUCCGGCCGCACGAGCGGCCCUCCUUCAAGGAGAUCAGAGCCAUCCUGCAGCGCAAAAGUGCCGACUUCGAACAUUCAGCGGAGGAACUGUGAGGGGUUUGUUGGCUUCCGCGAAGAGGUGACAAUGCUCGAGCCUUGCGAUCUGCUGGGUGCAGAGGUCACGUGAUGUGCGGCCGUGUUAUCAACCAAUGCCAAUGUCUCCCAUUCUCAUAUCAUCGGGCCUGUGCUAAGCCAGCGCAUUGCUGUAAAUCCUGGUAUUUCGAAGCACAUGUCGCAUCUCGCGGUGCUAUGUCCGGCGUUCAAGAUGUGACGUGACAUGCAUCCGGACGUGCUCGCUCGGUAGGUAGGUAUGUGAUGCAGUAAAACGGUGUCCCGGUAUGCCACACCUGCCAUCGGAUUAGACCCGAGGAAAUGUCGCGGCGUCUCGCCUCGGCCAGGAUCUCAGUCUCCGAAACACAGUUGCGAGGCCGCUACUGAAUAACGCAUUCUCUGCUCAGGAGCCGCAUCUCAAGCAUGGUGCUGGUCAUCCAUGAGGAUCGUCUGAGUGAUGGGGUACAUGGGAGGAGUGCUAAUUUAGGCGCAUGUACCCUCACUUAAUUGCUUGGUAAGACAUCCACUUUGUUGAGGCCGGGAUACGCGCGUUAAAGGUCACGACCAUCGUUUCGAUAUUUGUUCGCAAUACUUUUUCUGAGCCCCGUGUGUAGGUGCUUUCGAGAAUUAUGCGUUUGCUCGAUGCGUUUUGACGAGGACGAGGACACUCGUGUGUGCAUGGAAAGAUAUCCAUGCAAUUACCACCUUACCAGCCUGUUACCCAAAACCCUGUAAAUAUGUUCAUACUACGUUUAUUCACCUCGUUUUGCACUAAGUGAAUCAGUUGGUAUAAACUUAACCACGUGAUGUUUUGAUAGAACCUGAAGACGGUCGAUGUGUUGUUUACUCUCACAUGUUUAUAGCUGUCGUCCAUGGCCAUCACUCAAUGACCAAUACAGCAGGGGAGAGCGGAGUGAGCUGCACCACAUCCAGGCACUAUCAGGGUGAUUUAUUCCGAACAUAUGCGACGGAUU
Molecule: messenger RNA, 1712 nt
Organism: Pollicipes pollicipes
Lineage: Eukaryota; Metazoa; Arthropoda; Thecostraca; Pollicipedomorpha; Pollicipedidae
Product: discoidin domain-containing receptor 2
Exons: 3
Biological process (GO): protein phosphorylation; cell surface receptor protein tyrosine kinase signaling pathway; positive regulation of kinase activity
Cellular component (GO): signaling receptor complex; plasma membrane
Molecular function (GO): ATP binding; collagen binding; protein tyrosine kinase collagen receptor activity
Source: RefSeq, a predicted model, not a curated record